This is a messenger RNA of Miscanthus lutarioriparius, 1272 nucleotides long. NCBI's taxonomy places the organism in Eukaryota, Viridiplantae, Streptophyta, Magnoliopsida, Poales, Poaceae. The record is from the annotation of a GenBank genome assembly.
AUGGAGAGAGCAGCCUUCAGCUUCAGCACCACUUAUCUCACCUCUCCAGUGUUCUACGACAGAGACGACUCAAGGUCUCCUGUCGUGAUGGAAUGGGGGAUUACGCAGAAGACAUGUGAAGCUGCCAAAAGUGACAAGACCGUGCCCUACGCGUGUGUUAGCAACUAUAGCGAGUGUAUCACGAAUGAGGCAGGCUAUCUAUGCAAGUGCGCUGCUCCAGGGGAUUCAAAGGCAAUCCAUACAUCGCAGGCGGAUGCACAGGUACGUGGAAGUGUUGGACUUGUCGUUCUUGUGAUUGCCAUUACUUGUGCAUAUUUGAUCCGAGAAAGGCGAAAGCUACACCGGAUCAAACAGAUGUAUUUUCGACAACAUGGUGGUCUGCUGCUAUUUGAGGAGAUGAAAUCACAACAAGGUGUUGCAUUCAAAAUCUUCUCCGAAGAAGAACUACAACAAGCCACGAACAGGUUUGAUGAACAGCAUGUCAUUGGUCAUGGAGGCCAUGGAAAAGUCUAUAAGGGAGUUUUGAAGAGCGAUGCUAAAGUAGCCGUGAAAAGAUGCAUGACAAUUGAUGAGCGACAAAUGAAAGAAUUCGGCAAGGAAAUGCUAAACCUAUCCCAAAUCAAUCACAAGAACAUUGUCAAGAUCCUCGGCUGCUGCCUUGAAGUUGAAGUGCUCAUGCUAGUAUACGAGUUCAUCCCAAAUGGUACGCUGUUCGAUCUCAUCCAUGGCAACCAUGGCCAACACAUCUCCUUGGGCACUCGCUUGAGGAUUGCCUAUGAGUCUGAACAGGCCUUAGCUUACCUCCAUUCAUGUGCAUCUCCACCAAUCAUCCACGGUGAUGUCAAAUCGACCAACAUCCUCCUGGAUGAGUUGCUCACACGCAAGAAGGCAUUCAACCAUGAAGGGCCUGAACACGAGAAGAGUCUUGCGAUGAGGUUUCUAUAUGGGAUGAAGGAAAACAAGCUUGAGAAUAUCCUGGAUGAUCAAAUCAAGAACAAUGACAACAUGGACUAUCUCGAGGAGAUUGCAAAGUUAGCGUGGCAGUGCUUGGAGACGAGUGGUUUGAAUAGGCCAUCAAUGAAGGAGGUGGCAGAUAAGCUUGAUAGGCUAAGGAAGGUCAUUCAGCACCCAUGGGCACAUGAGAAUUCCGAAGAGUUGGACAGCUUGCUUGGAGAGGCUUCCUCUAUGGUCAGCUCGGCGGUUACUACAGAGUCUUUCGGUAUUGCAAAGAAAAUUGCUAUGGGCUUAGAGUCAGGACGCAAGUCAUUGUAA